This is a messenger RNA of Phlebotomus argentipes, 1817 nucleotides long. RefSeq lists its product as uncharacterized. Bases 404 to 1354 code for a protein of 316 amino acids. Gene Ontology annotation, molecular function: carbohydrate binding. Lineage: Eukaryota; Metazoa; Arthropoda; Insecta; Diptera; Psychodidae. The record is from RefSeq and is a predicted model, not a curated record. The transcript has 2 exons.
ACGGUGAAGAGGGUUAAGUGAAUUGUCACUCCAGUCGAUAACCUCUUGAGCUGCCGCGACGAAGAAAAAGUCUGCAAGUGUGUGUGUGCGAGAGAGAGAAUGGCUUUUGAGAGGAAAAUUAAAAUCACGAUUUCCAAGUGCUUUUUUUCCACAACACUCUGGCAUUGUAUGAUGUCAUUCAGUGUGUGAAACCCAAGUCUUGCUCGCUCAGUUAUAAAUCGUCGACGAAUUGAAGUUGAUGCUUCACGCUCGGCGAUCAGCAAUUUAAGGGGAGUGAAAGAAGAUAGCGUAAGAGUUUGAGUUAUACUUUUAUCGGUGCAAUUCAGAAUUUGAUAAUUACGCCAUUGGGUAAAAGUUUGUGGUACUGAAUUCGGUGUAGUAUGCGGAAUAAGAGUUGCAAAAGAUGGUAAUUGAUCAAUUGAGUGUGUGGCUGACUGUGGCGCUUGUAGUCUGUGGAACUUGUAUCGCCUCGGGAGGAUGCUUUGUCAUACCGAAGGCUCGCUUUGAAGUGUUACGUCCCUAUGGAUUGCGAGUCUCCAUUCCAGAUGUUGCGGGAAUUAAAUUAUUCAGCUUUCAUGGUGCUGUAAAUGAUGAGAUUCAAGUUAAUCAACAAGGGAUCAUUCACGGUGACGUGACUGAGGCGAUUGAUGGACGAUGGACUUUUACCGACCGGACAGUCGCCGUCAAAGGUGACGAUGUUAUUAAUUAUUGGAUUUAUGUGCAAUUCAAUAAUCUCGGCUAUCAUACGGAAAAUAAACAAUUAGUCAUGGAAGCAUUAAAUGCGACCCUGGAGAGCAAAGCUGAGUGUUCCUGUUGCACACCAAUUCAUCAUCACUAUCACUAUCACUACUAUAAUUUGCCAGACGAUGGGGCAAGUUCAGGAGGGAACAGCACACGUCAGAGCCAUCAGCAGGAUAUGAAUUGGUCGGAGACAGUUGCCAAUCUUCAGCAGCAGGUGAAUCGCACUGUGGGUAAAUUGGACUAUCUUCUUGGGGCCAAGAUAAAUCCUCUGGAGGAAGAGUUGGGCACGCUCAAGGACAUGGUGAACUUUAUCCAGAAGCGGCUCGACGGGAACACGGCAAAUUCAAAUCUCCCCAACGAAUUGCUCCUCAUUGGCUCCUUUCCCGCCCAAAUUCCAUCUCUCAUUGACUAUCUGAAUGACUUUAUGCGGGAGAAGCUCGCCGUGAUGAACAUUCAGGGGAAGAUUGUGAGAGCUCACCAGCCGACGGUGAGCGAAAUUGUCUUUGAGGUGUCUACAAUGGCUGAUAAGCUGCUCCUCCUCAGAACUGCGAAGGAGAUGAAAUUGAUCGCGGAGGCCGGCUACCUUCUCGUGAGCUCCCCUCCUGAUCCAUAAUGAGACUAUUUAAUAUCCGCGGGACUUGUUAUCAGAUAUAUUUGCCACACAAAUGGGGUUAAAUUCCUGGCCAAGUGGCUGAGGACGGGCAGAAAAACUGAAAAGGACAAAAUGUAAUUGUAAUCUAAGACAAUAGGAGAGAAAUUGAUGAGCCCAUGAGCAUGCUAAAGAGACAUUAGGACAAAUUUCACGAAGAAAACAUUCCAGAGGAGUUGAACGAAAAAUGGGGGUGAAUUGUAUUGAUUGAACUCAAGCAGUGACAUUUCCAUUACCAAAGUGUCGCAGUCUAAUCUAGCCUAGAGAUGUACAUGGCUGAAGCAUGAAUUUUAGCCACUUGUGAUGUUGAAAAUUUACACAUGUUGGAAACUUUUCAAAAUCAAAUGAAUAUGCAUAGAUUUAUGCUAUGUAAAAGCACUACAUAACAUGUGUAUAUAACCUAAGGUACAACGAAGUAAAACUUUGA